AUGACUGCGGAGAAAUUGACCGUUGCUGACUUCGAGGCGCUCAUAGAACGUGGAUGGAGACGAAGUGGCUACUCCUGUUACCAGCCAACUAAUUCAAUCAACUGCUGUCCCUGCUACGCUAUUCGUUGCGAUGCUCAAGCCUUUAAACCCUCGCGCUCACAACGUCGUGUUCUUACCGAUAUGGUGAAUUUUCUCAACACGGGCAAAAAGAACGACGGGGAACGCCUUACUAGUACGCGAGUUGCGGAGGAAGACCCGCUAUUGGCCGAAAUCAAGCAUUCUUACACUUCGGUGGAGGGAGAUACCUGUGCGAAGUUUUGUAAGUCAUGCCUGUCCUAUGCUGAAACCGGUUGA
Molecule: messenger RNA, 354 nt
Organism: Dibothriocephalus latus
Lineage: Eukaryota; Metazoa; Platyhelminthes; Cestoda; Diphyllobothriidea; Diphyllobothriidae
Source: the annotation of a GenBank genome assembly